AGUCUUUGGUUUCCACUUUCCUCCGGUCGUCUGCUGUAUUGCACAAUUUGUAGUUUUUAAUAGGUUAUAACUAAGUUUAUUAAAUAAUUUCAUCAGACUUGGAAGAAUCUGAAUUACAAUGGCUCAAAGUAAGUUAAACGAUAUGGCCGGUAAAUUUGCUAAGGGUGGACCACCUGGAUUAGGCAUUGGCCUGAAAGUUGCAGCCGUACUCGGUGCUGCGGCUUACGGAGUUUCACAGUCUUUAUUUACCGUGGAGGGUGGUCAUCGUGCCAUAAUGUUCAAUAGAAUCGGUGGUGUGCAACAAGAGGUGAUGGCGGAAGGUCUUCAUUUCCGAAUUCCGUGGUUCCAGUAUCCCAUUAUUUAUGACAUCCGCUCGAGACCCCGAAAGAUCUCCUCGCCUACAGGCUCAAAGGAUUUGCAAAUGGUCAACAUUUCUUUGAGAGUUCUCUCGCGUCCAGAUGCUCAGCACUUGGCAGUUAUGUACAGGCAGUUGGGAUUGGAUUACGAUGAAAAAGUAUUGCCUUCCAUUUGCAACGAGGUACUAAAGUCUGUUGUAGCCAAGUUUAACGCAUCACAGUUGAUCACUCAGCGUCAACAAGUUUCCCUGCUAAUCCGAAGAGAGCUGGUCGAAAGAGCGGCAGAUUUCAAUAUAAUCCUAGAUGAUGUGUCCCUGACUGAACUGAGUUUUGGUAAGGAGUAUACUGCUGCCGUUGAAGCUAAACAGGUGGCCCAGCAGGAGGCUCAGCGAGCUGCUUUCGUAGUUGAAAGAGCCAAACAGGAGCGCCAGCAAAAAAUUGUGCAGGCCGAGGGAGAAGCAGAGGCCGCUGAGAUGUUGGGAAAAGCUAUGGGCAUGAGUCCCGGUUACCUUAAGCUGCGUAAAAUCAGAGCCGCCCAAAGCAUUUCAAGAAUGAUUGCCCAGUCACAGAACAGAGUAUUCCUUCCUGGCAACAGCUUGAUGAUCAAUCUUCAGGAUCCCACCUUUGAUGACCUUUCAGAGAAAUUGGCAAAGAAGAAGUAACAUGAGGCCGAGAAAGAGUAUGCUGCAAGCCUGGAGACUGCGCCUACUCUUUCUUCCCAAGAAACUGCUGUUUUAAUUACUGGCGCUGCUUCAGUUGCUAUUUAGCUACUCUAUAAGUGUAUAAAUAAUAUGAUGUCUGUUAAAUGCAUUUCGCGUUAUAUAGUUGUAGGAUUUUAGUAUGUAUGGGUGAAUAUUAUAAUAAAAAACAUAAAAACCUUA
This is a messenger RNA of Aricia agestis (brown argus), 1237 nucleotides long. RefSeq names its product prohibitin-2 (gene Phb2). Gene Ontology annotation, cellular component: mitochondrion; membrane. Bases 119 to 1018 code for a protein of 299 amino acids. The transcript has a single exon. Gene Ontology annotation, biological process: mitochondrion organization. The record is from RefSeq and is a predicted model, not a curated record. NCBI's taxonomy places the organism in Eukaryota, Metazoa, Arthropoda, Insecta, Lepidoptera, Lycaenidae.